GCUGUCUCUGUGCCCCCUCCUGUAGGUGUAAGUCUGCACAGCCAGUCUCAGUACUGGCCCACCCCGUCAGUGCUGACCGCACGCCUGCGCCGGCUGGUCACAGCGUACCAGCGCACGUACAAACAAGAGCAGCAGAAGACCGAGGCGGUGGAGAAGGGGGAUCGGAGACGGCGACGAUGUGAGGCGGCCUUCAAGCUGAAAGAAAUCGCAAGGCGAGAAAAGCAACAAAAGUGGACAAGCCGGGAGGAGGCUGACUUUUAUCGGGUGGUGUCGACGUUCGGCGUGGAGUUUGAUCCUCAGCGGCGGCAGUAUCGGUGGGAACGGUUCCGUGCCAUCGCCAAGCUGGACAGGAAGACCGACGAAACUCUCACCAACUACCUACAGAUGUUCAUGGCCAUGUGUCGCAGGGUGUGUGGGCUGCCGCUGGAGGAGGGGGAAGAGUACCCAGACAUGAGCCGGCAGGUGAAGCAGCUGACGGAGGAGCGUGCCAGGCGAUCCCUGUACCGGCUGGAGCUGCUGCGGAAGGUGCGGGAACAGGUCCUGUACCACCCACAGCUGGAGGAACACCUGAGGCUGUGCCAGGACUGGCCUGAGCUCCCCGAGUGGUGGGAGAGCGGCCGCCACGACCUGGAGCUGCUGACCGGGAUUGCCCGCCACGGCCUGUGUCGCCCUGACUGCCACCCGAUGGACGACCCCGAGCUCUCCUUCCGCGCCUGCCGCCGGAACCACCGCCAGCGAGGGGCCGGCUCCCGCAGUUCCACCCCUCUCCUCCCGGCCCCGGGGCGGGCUCCCACCGAGGGGGAGGGGGAGGGGACCCGUCGCAGCCCCCUGCCCGAGCGGACCGGCUCCCUCCAUGAUCGCCCAGCCCAGAAGGGCACAGCUUCGCGGGCGCCGCCAGACGACUGGGCCAAGGAAUCUGACUGGGAUUCGGAGAAGUCCUCAUCGGUGGGCAGCUCGCCGGGCAGCCUUUCGGAGGACAGCGAUGACGAAGAGAAGGACAACAAGCCAGCUUCUGACGGUCCAUCCCGCUCGAAGACCUACGACGAGGAGAGUAUGAUCUCUGUGAACACUUCCCGGGAUGAGACCCAGGAUGGGUUUGUGAACGAGGACUUGGAGCCCACCCUGGGGGACUUCCUACAAGACAGGCUGCGGUUUCCAGCUCCCGACUGGCCCAAGGACCAGUUACUGAUUAAUCGGCUCGAGGCUGUGUGUCAGACGGUGCUGACCGGUUGCUGGCCAAUUCUGGGCGUGCACAGUGUGAGUCCGCCAGGGGUCCAGGGGAGGAGGCCCCCAUGCACGCCAUCGCUGAUUCCCAGUCCUGGCGACUCUCCGAUCCCCAAUCCUGGGAGCCUGACGGUCAGUGAAGAGACCUCCUCAGGCCAGUUCACCAAGGUGAAGAAACAUAUUCACGAGAAGGAGUUCACAGUCAAAAUUAACAAUGAGGACGGUCUCAAGCUGACUUUUCACAAGCAGCGACGAAAACGAAGGGAAAAGUUGGAGAUGGAAGCUGAGCGAGCCAGACUCCGGCAGUACAUGACCAGCCUGCAGGAUCUGCAGUCAGCAUCCGAUAGUGGGCAGGAGAUGGGCACGGACCCUUUACCACCCACACCCCUCACUCCCGUCUGCCCUCCUGGACCACGGCUCCCCUGCGAAAGGGAGCACAGGGCAGGACAGGCCUAUUCUGGAGCCAGAGCCUGACUGUGCGUUGCCAGCUGGAUGUUGUGCUCAGUGCUGGUGCCAAUCCCCUGUGGGAGACAUUCGGUCAAUGGGCACUUGGCUGAUGGGGGGCAGUCCCUGGCCAAGAAGAAACGAGGGAGAAGAAGAAUGUGGGAGGCAGUUGAGCUGUUUCUGCCUGCUCAGAGCAAAGGCUUGUACACCGCCAGCGCAGAAGGGGAGAAAAGCACAGAGGAGAUACCGCGGCCAGAGGUGCACAUGGAGACCCGUAUCCCAGUGGUCAGCAAGCUGGACGGGACGGUGCUGGCCGGGGAUGAAGCGCCGCGGAGGAGAGAGCUUGAUGCCUGGCUGAAGGAGCACCCUGACUUCAGAGUGGAUCCCAGCUGCUUAGCGUUUAUUGAGAAGCGGCCAAAACAGAAGAGGCAUCGCUGCAGAAAUCCCCACAAACUGGAUGUGAACACACUGACCGGGGAUGAGAGAGUACCUGUCAUUAACAGGAGGAACGGCAAAAAGCUUGGAGGCGGAUUUGCUCCACCAAUUAAAAAUCUCCAGAAGUGGUUGCAGGAAAACGGGGAGUACGGGGUCGCACAGGAGUGGGCAGAUGUUAUCAAGCAGUCGGGUUACCUCCCUGAGACCAUGUAUGAUCGGAUCUUGACCGGCCCGGUGGUCCCGGAGGAAGGCAGGAAGAGGGGGCCGGAGACCCAAGCACCUGGCAGCUGCCAUGCAGUGAAUUCACUGCUGGCCACUGGCAUGUUGGACGUGGGCAGCCUUCAGUCAUUCCAGAAGAACCUGCAGCUGACUGGCCUGGUCUCCUCCUACCCCCCCAGCCUGGAGGGCAAGGAGCCUGCCUCCUGCCUGCCUGGGGAAGGGGGCCGAGCUGAGGCUGCUGGGGGGCGAUGUGCUGCGACCGCUGCCUGCUCUGACCGGGUGGAUGUUGUCCCCUCGAACUGCCAACAGACUGCGCCUCCCCAGCCCGCAGCCAGCACCGGCCUGAGCCUUAACUCCCUGGUGCUGUCCAACGUGUACGGCGGCAUGUUUCUGCCCCCGGCUUUCGGCGUGGGCCUGCCACAGCUUCCCCUGCCGGGUCUGGCCCACCCGGGCAAGAGCCAGGAGGCCCGCGCCGUGCCUUACGGCCUGGCCGAGCGAGAGGUCGAUGAUAGCCUGUCUCAGGGUUACGACAGCACCGACGACAGAGGCGACUAUUCACACUCCCUCAUCGAUGACCCCAUGAUGCCCACCAACUCGGACCUGAGCGGGGAAGACUGACCUCCCUCCCCACCCCCCACCUGCCGAGCUUCUGGGGCAAGUCCUGGAGACCUCCCGGACCCUGCUUCAUUUCGGGAGAGGGGAGGGGGUUUGGGGGACGGAUGUGUGCCUGGGGUCGGUGAGCGAGGUGGGUGGGUGUGGGGUUUGCUCCCCUCUCAGCUGUCUACCCUCAGCUUCCCUGCCCCUUGCCUUAGCCACUUCAACACCCCCUUGUGCCCUUAACACACACCCACCCCUCUGAUAGAGGCACGCACACACAAACAAACACUCACGUAGACACACAGGAGGAGAGAGAGAGAGGAGAAUGAAUGGAAGCCUCACUGAUGUUGCCAAGGGGCAGAUCUGCACAGGAAGGGAGGGGGGAGAAGGGGAGGCAGUGUCUGCAAGAUCACGGCUGUUCUGGGAUUCAGUCUGAGCUCAGCUACCUUGACAGUGUCCAACUCUCUGAGACAGGAUCCCGUUCCCCUCCACCUCCUCAUUGCCCCGGACUGAGGGUCCGUUGUGCUCUCCGGGAACAGCGAAUGCUCUCACCUGCUCUGUCAGCCAGCUCAGGGAUAUCCCCUGGUGUGGGGGGGAGGGGUGGUGCUUACCAACACUGACAUCUCUUUCCACCUCCCCCCCCAACUGCAGCAGUGCCAUUCUCAGCCCGUCUGUGGGGUGGGGGGUAUUGGGGUGGGAGAGCUGGUGCUUCUCUGCAGGAUUACCUCGGACCACACUCGGAUUCACUACUGUCCUACUUUUCACUAUGCACUUACUGAUGUCGCUCGCGCUGUCUCUCUCUCUCGCGCUGUCUCUCUCGCUGUCUCUCUCUCUCUCUCUCUCGCUGUCUCUCUCUCUCGCGCUCUCUCACUCUCUCUCUCGCGCUCUCUCUCUCUCGCGCUCUCUCUCU
This is a messenger RNA of Stegostoma tigrinum, 3829 nucleotides long. RefSeq names its product chromodomain-helicase-DNA-binding protein 7-like. The record is from RefSeq and is a predicted model, not a curated record. Gene Ontology annotation, molecular function: protein binding. Lineage: Eukaryota; Metazoa; Chordata; Chondrichthyes; Orectolobiformes; Stegostomatidae.